AACAUUGCACGUGUAGUUUAUAAAUGAAUGAUCGAUGUAGACUACAGUCUUGAAGAAAGAAAGCUCGUGAGCGCGCUCUGGAGGAGGAGCUUCGCUGAAACUAAACCGGCACGUGCUCUUAAUAGUCAUGUCAAGAAGAGCAGGUGAAUAAGUAGGAAGUCAGUAUCGAGGAUGACGUGCUUUCCAACACUUACCGGCUGUCUAUGCUUUUAAUUAAAAAGAAGAUGUUUAUUUGCUUUGACCUAAUCAUGACUCGAAAGGAAAAGGGUUGAUAUGGUGCAGAGAUGGAAAAGCCCCAAGAAAUGCAGGAAAAGCAGCAGUCAUCCCCACAGAUGGCGGCACCUGAUGGGGGUUGGGGCUGGGUGGUGGUGGGGUCCCUUUUCGUGAUUUCUGCCCUGGUGUUUGGGAUCAUCCGCAGUCUGGGUGUCUUUUUUGUGGAGUUUGUUCUGUACUUUGAUGAGAGUGCUCAGGCAGUGUCAUGGAUAACAUCCAUUGGGUUGGCCAUACAACAGCUAAUGAGUCCAAUAGGCACAGCUUUAUGUAAUGUGUAUGGAGCUCGUCCAGUUGUUAUGAUGGGAGGAUUCCUCUCAGGCCUGGGAUUCAUUCUGGCUUCCCAGGCAACAUCUCUUUUACAUCUUUACCUGACCAUGGGAUUCAUUUCAGGUUUAGGCUGGGCACUGGUCUUCACUCCUACUGUUGCAUCAGUGAUGCAGUAUUUCACCAUGCGGAGAUCUCUAGCCAUGGGCCUGGGCUUCACAGGCGUUGGUCUUGCCUCUUUCGCCUUCUCCCCGCUAUUUCAAUAUCUAGUAGAAGUUUACGCUUGGCGCGGGGCCUUGCUUAUCCUCGGAGGCCUCAGCUUUAAUAUGAUUGCUUGUGGAGCUCUCAUUCGACCUCUAGGGAAUCCAAAAGUUUUGAACAAGACUGAAAACUCAACCAACCUCAACAGAUGGUCUUUUUUACGCUCCCGUAUCUACGAGUGCUUUGAGCUUUCCCUGCUUUCACACAGAGGCUUCAUCACGUAUACCGUGGCCAUCACCUUCUUCAAUGCGGGCUACUUCAUCCCCUACGUUCAUCUGGUUGCCCACAGCCGUCACAUUAAUUUCACUGAGUACCAGGCAGCCUUUGUAAUCUCUAUAACUGGUGUGGCAGACAUCUUGGGCCGCAUAGCCUCCGGUUGGGCCUCGGAUCUGGGCAAAAUGCGAUUGCCCCACAUGCUGGUGGUGUGGACUGGGUUACUGGGCCUAUCUCUGAUGCUCAUUCCUGCUGCUGCGAGUUACCCAGGACUGUUGGUUGUGAGUGUGGUCUAUGGGUUCUGCGCAGGAGCGAUGACGCCGUUGGCCUUUGCGGUAGUGCCGGAGAUCGUAGGUAUCGAGCGAGUGCUGGGAGGCCUUGGCCUCCUGCAGCUCAUUGAGAGCAUUGGAGGGCUGCUGGGAGCACCACUGUCUGGUUGGCUGAAGGACUACACUGGAACAUACACAGCAUCUUUUAUCACUGCUGGAAGUUUCCUCUUGUUAGGUAUGUUAGUUACAAUGACUCUUCCCUAUUUCUGGUCUUGUACGGCCCCUCCACCCCCAUCACCAUCAAAGAAGAAGUCUCAGGAUUGCUCCAUGGAAGAUGGACUAUUUAAGCCAACCAUAUCCUCUUACUCUGUCCCUGAGAAACUGUGCCCCUUGGAUGGUAUGCUUUACACAGAUGUGGAGUUAAGGAUCUGUUCUAAGAGUGAUAUUACACAUCCAGAGCAAGAACGAGAAGAAAUACCUCAGGAAAUGAUGCAUCUGACUAAUUGUAAGGAAACAUUAUGAUUUUGUGAUGUAAGAAAAUACCUAAUGUGGUAGUGCUAGUUUUAGAAGGAUAUUUGGCAUUAUAUCAAACAAGAUAUAGGCAAAUAUUGGAAUUGGAAUAUUGGCCAAAAUGGUUUUAGAACACAUUUUGUAGUAAAAAUUUAAUGGUUAAUUUCAUACAACUUAGAGAGAUUUCCCCAAAGCAAAAUAAUAUAUAAUAUAUAUAUAAUUUGCUAUUAGUGCUUUUCGGAUAAAAACAAGACAAUCCGAUAGAUGUUCUCAAGUUUUGAGAGUUUGAAAGCAGCAGUCAGUUUACAGCUCAAAUGUGCAGUUAGCCUAACCUGUAUAAAGUUUAAAGCAAAUCUGUCUAAAUGUAAAAAAAUGUGGUUAAUUUAAUGAUUUCUUUAAUAUACAAGUAGACAUACACCAUGGUAGAACCAUGUUUUUGGACAUGCACCAUAAAAUUAGUGCCCUCUGAAGGUUAUACAAUAGGGCAAUAUCAGCAUAAAUCCUUAUGAUCUAAAUGCAACAAAGUAGCUUUAAUUGUCAUUGAAGACCAGCAAUAGUGCUGUUAUUUUUGAUUAUAUAAUAAUAGCAAUACACAAACAUCACAUUCAGACACCAGCAGCUGUGCAGUGUUAUUUUAGUAUCACUGAGAUACUGUUAUAGUUUUUAUUUUAUGUGAAGGUAAUGUGCAAAAUGUAGCACUUGGAAAGCUGUCAAUUUGUAAAUUCACAUUCUAAAAAAAGCCCAAUUCUAAACUGGGAAAUUUCUCAUCCAUCACCAUGUCCCUUUAGGGGCUCUGUAGAAAUAUCUUUUUAUAGUUUUUCUUAAUGCAAAAUCAUUACAAAAUAAUGAUUUGUGCUGAUAUUGUCCUAAAGGACAAUAUUUUCUUAGUCAUUUUUGAAUUUAUAUAGGGCACUGUAUAUCAAAUACCAUGGUAGCUAUUACUAUCUGACACCAUUACACUGUUUUAUUUUGGAGAAGUAUGUUGGUAAAAAUUCUAUUUAUUUAUAAAUGAUUUUUUUUAUUAUUAUUAUAUUAUUAGAAUUUUAGUAUUGUAAUAGUGACAUAUUUGACCUCUGGCACUUUCUGACAGGAAACUGAUUAUGAUGCACAUGUACAGCUUUAGGUUUUGGUGAAGUAAAUGACCUUUGUGGUUUUUAUCAAUCGCAUUUACUGAGGGGAUUUUGUGUUCAAGGUUAGUCAAACAUGAGGGCUGCUAGCAAGAACUUUCUCAAUUCCAAACAAAGCGUUUAACUGCUUAGUCAUCACAUAUCAGACAUGUUGUCACAUCAAGCUAAAGCUAAGAUAAAGGCAAAACAUUUUCUUGUUUGGUGCUAGAUAGGAUACAAAGACAGGAAAGGCAAGCUAAUGCUAACGUAGCAUUGCUAAUCCUGUUCAGCUCUUUAUUCUUUCUCUCUUUCACACACACUACUUACAUUUCCUUGAUUACUUUUGGUCUUUCUGGUUCUUGAGUUGCAUAGAAAUAUGAAGUUUUCAAGAUGUUCCUUUACAUUCCAGGUCUCAGAGUAUUGACAUAGUUUAUCCACUGAGGUCGCUGACUUAAAUUCACUUCAUCAUUGACCAAAGUGUUUGUGUUACAUACUGUGUUCUUCAAAGCCUUUUCUUUUUAAAUGUUUUAUUUGACAUAAUACAAGAGAUGUGCACACACUAGUGUAGAUUAAUUUCUACCUUGCUAGUUCUCUAUUUCACAUGGAAAACCCUUGAAUGGUAGUCAUGCUAGUUUUAAAGACACACUUCUCAUAAAACCAAACACGUGAGCCUUAAUCUUCAUAGACUGAGUCAAUGAGCUCAGCCACUGCCAGACUUUGCUUUCUCAUGUGAGAGGCUCUUAUUGCCUUGAGAUUGGCUGCACACACACUAAAGUCAGCACUGCCUUUAUGCAAUUAAACAUGCAGUUUGGCCAGUAGACCUCAGUAUGCUGGCAUAGAAUGAGAAGUGAAACUCCUCUUGAAGUUGGAUCAGUUCAGUAGCGUUAUAAAGAGAGCUUGACAGCAGUGCAGUUCAAUCACAGUAGGUCUAUUAGCAUUGGAUUGCCAAAGCAGGCAAUGACAUUAAACAUUUCAUCAUCUGGUUCUUUGAACUUUAUAGCUUUAGAACUACACUGCGCAAGUUGACUUUUGAUCUAAUUGAAAGGUUGAGUGGAAUUUGCCACCUGAGCCGAUCUGGUAGUCUUAACUUUUACCAGUGUACCAGCUGAUAGCAUGUGCCUGUUAUGCUUUAAUUUUCCAGGAAGAGCACUGUGUGGUAAGAUUUUAUUGAGAUUUUAAGAUGUGGUCUUAUUGGCACAAUUAAAUCUGUAUUUUAAGUAGACAGAUUUGUGUUUUAAUGUGGUUAAAUAAAGUGCUAUUUGAAAGAA
This is a messenger RNA of Megalobrama amblycephala (Wuchang bream), 4164 nucleotides long. RefSeq names its product solute carrier family 16 member 13 (gene slc16a13). The transcript is spliced from 6 exons. The coding region runs from base 285 to 1802 and encodes 505 amino acids. Lineage: Eukaryota; Metazoa; Chordata; Actinopteri; Cypriniformes; Xenocyprididae. The record is from RefSeq and is a predicted model, not a curated record. Gene Ontology annotation, biological process: transmembrane transport; monocarboxylic acid transport. Gene Ontology annotation, molecular function: monocarboxylic acid transmembrane transporter activity.